AUGUUUGAAUUUAUAUUUGAUUACGUUGAAAGAGAAUCUUUCACCAAGUACUUGAGAUUAAUUAUCUUUAUCGCUACUUACAUUAUUUUCCGUAAGUAUUACUCUGAUUGGGCUAAGAUGAAACAAGUUAAGAGACAAAUCGAACAAGAUAACAAGGAAAAGGAAGAAAAGCCAGAAAAGGAUAGAAAGAAGCGUGCUGAAAUAGAAGAAAAAUUGACCCAAGAAGCCGCUACUUUUGGUUGGGGUAAAAAGACUAGAAAGAAUGUUAAACUCUCUCAAUCUAUACUUGAAGAACAAGCAACUGAAUUGAGAGAAAGACACCAAACCGCAUACGAUGCUCAAGAAGAUCAUGACAUUGAAGAUCUUUUAGAAGAUUAG
Messenger RNA from [Candida] anglica, 378 nucleotides. The record is from the annotation of a GenBank genome assembly. NCBI's taxonomy places the organism in Eukaryota, Fungi, Ascomycota, Pichiomycetes, Serinales, Debaryomycetaceae.